UGGGUUUUCUUUCUUUCUUUCCUUCAUUAUUUGAGAGAGAGAGAGAGAGAGAGAGAGAGAGGCUGAGAAUAUAAAGGUUCUAGCCUUUGAGGGUCCCUGAUCAGUUGAUAAUUGAGGAUGAAGAAGUCCAGCUGUGAGUCUUCUUCCAAACUGGACAGGAAGACAGUGGAGAGGAACAGAAGAAUCCACAUGAAAGAUCUCUGCUUCAAGCUUGCUUCCCUUAUUCCUCCCCAACACCCCAAACCCUCCAACUCCAAGGACACGUUGUCACAGCAAAAUCAGUUCGAUCUUGCUUCCUCCUACAUAAAGCAACUGAGAGAGAGAAUAGAGAAUUUGAAGGAGAGGAAGGAGAAAGCAAUGAGGUCACAAUUAGGGAUAGAUGCUAAUAGUACUAUCGAUGCCGAUAAUGCUAUGAUGGUGAGAUCAAGAUUGCCAGUUCUUGAAUUAAGAGACUCAGGUUCAAUUAUAGAAGUGAUGCUGAUCAGUGGGUUGAACAAGAACUUCAUGUUAUAUGAAGUGAUUAGUGUUCUUGAGGAGGAAGGAGCAGAAGUUAUCAGCGCUAGCUUUUCCACUAUAGGUGAUAAGGUUUUCCACUCGCUCCAUGCUCAGGUCAAAAUUUCUAGGGUUGGUGUUGAGACUUCAACUGUGUUUCAGAGACUGCAGGAUUUGAUUUACUGAUCAGUCAUCAGUUGCUAGCAAUUGGCUCUGGAAAACAGAAGAUAAUGUUCUUGUUGUAAAAUGUAGAAUUAAUAAUGCCAUGUUCAUGAAAAUUAAUGUGUUCAGCCACCCAAAGAAUCAAUAUAGCUUAUUAGCUUUAAUCCAGAUGAACACUUCAUUUGGUUUUUUUUUUU
Molecule: messenger RNA, 851 nt
Organism: Prunus dulcis (almond)
Lineage: Eukaryota; Viridiplantae; Streptophyta; Magnoliopsida; Rosales; Rosaceae
Product: transcription factor bHLH162-like
Exons: 3
Coding region: 118-678 (186 amino acids)
Biological process (GO): regulation of transcription by RNA polymerase II
Cellular component (GO): RNA polymerase II transcription regulator complex
Molecular function (GO): DNA-binding transcription factor activity, RNA polymerase II-specific; RNA polymerase II transcription regulatory region sequence-specific DNA binding; protein dimerization activity
Source: RefSeq, a predicted model, not a curated record